AUGGAAAUCACACACCGUGCACUUUGGGUAGUUAAACAGGUUAAUAAAGAUUAUACUGAUGCAGGUGCACACCGGCAAUUGAAGUUAUGUGAGCUUGAGGAGUUACGCAACGAGGACUAUGAUACUGCAGCUGCAUAUAAAGACAAGAUGAAAGCGGUGCAUGAUGCGAAGUUGAGGCGUCAAGUCUUCGCGGUGAGCCAAAAGGUACGGUUAUUCAAUUCACGUCUUAAAUUGUUUCCAGGAAAGCUGAAAAGAAAGUGGAUGGGUCCAUUUGUGAUCAUACGUGUUGGAAAAUUUGGAGAUGUGGAGAUUGAAGAUAUGAAAGAUUAG
Molecule: messenger RNA, 330 nt
Organism: Helianthus annuus (common sunflower)
Lineage: Eukaryota; Viridiplantae; Streptophyta; Magnoliopsida; Asterales; Asteraceae
Exons: 1
Coding region: 1-330 (109 amino acids)
Source: RefSeq, a predicted model, not a curated record